Messenger RNA from Morone saxatilis (striped sea-bass), 2935 nucleotides. Its product is annotated as membrane-bound O-acyltransferase domain-containing protein 2-like. Gene Ontology annotation, biological process: lipid modification. Gene Ontology annotation, molecular function: acyltransferase activity. The transcript has 10 exons. NCBI's taxonomy places the organism in Eukaryota, Metazoa, Chordata, Actinopteri, Moronidae. Bases 71 to 1201 code for a protein of 376 amino acids. Gene Ontology annotation, cellular component: membrane. The record is from RefSeq and is a predicted model, not a curated record.
CUGUCUCCUGGUGGCUCUCAGCUAUCUCAGUCUGUGUCAGAUCACUCGAGUCUACGUCUUCGACUACGGCAUGUACUCCGCUGACUUCACAGGCCCCAUGAUGGUGAUAACACAGAAGAUCACCAGUCUGGCGUUUGAAAUCCACGACGGAAUGGCUCGAAAAGAAGAACAUCUGACUCCAGGACAGAAGAUCUUGGCGAUAAGGAGGAUGCCCAGUCUGCUGGAGUACUUCAGCUACAACUGUAACUUCAUGGGGAUCCUGGCCGGACCCACCAGCUCCUACAACGACUACAUCGCCUUCAUCGAGGGAGACCCCCGACGCCAUCGGGACUCGGACGCCGACAGGAAGUCCAAGCUGAGGCAAAGCGAGCCCUCGCCAAACAUGGAGGUCGUCCGGAAGGUGGCCACCUCCUUCUUCUGCCUCCUGGUCUUUCUGUCGGUGUGUAAAGUUUUCCCUGUAGAACGAAACAUCGACGACGACUUCAUCGCCAACAUGCCGUUCUACGCUCAGGUGAUCUACCUGUACCUGUCCAUGCUGACCACCAGACCCAAGUACUACUUCGUCUGGACGCUCGCUGAUGCCAUCAACAACGCCGCCGGCUUCGGCUUCAACGGCUACGGCGAUGACGGCUCUCCUCGCUGGGACCUGAUCUCCAACCUGAGGAUCCUGAACAUCGAGUUAGCCACCAGCUUCAAAGUGUUCCUCGACAACUGGAACAUUCAGACUGCUCACUGGCUGAAAAGGGUUUGUUAUGAGCGAUGUCCCUACCACCCAACAGCAGCGACCUUCAUCCUGUCGGCGAUGUGGCACGGAGCUUAUCCCGGCUACUACCUCACCUUCCUCACCGGCAUCGUCAUCACGCUGGCUGCUAGAGCGGUCAGACACAACGUGCGGCCGUACUUCCUGUCGUCACCCACACACAAACUGGUCUAUGAUGUCAUCACGUGGGCGGCCACUCAGAUCGCCAUCUGCUACACGGUGGUACCGUUCGUCCUGCUGUCCGUGGGUCCAUCCAUCAAGUUCUACAGGUCCUGGUACUUCUGCCUCCACAUCGGCUGCGUCCUGCUGGCCGUGGCGUUGCCGGUCAAACCGAGACACCUCCGCCUCAAAGACCAGCAGAAGAACCUCCUCGGGGAGCCGGUGCAGCGCCACCCGGAGGCCACAGACAGCAACUGCAGCCAGAAGGAAAAGACCACAUGAGGACGUCAGGACGUUAUAUUUCCAUGUACAGAGAGACGAGGACCGAGCUCCUGCGCGGCGUACAGAAACAAGUUAAAUACUGUAUUAUUUGGAUUCACGGGACGAUAACGGGCCCUGGAUUUCAAAGGCCCGUGUUGAUGAAGUGUUAUGUCUUUACGAGGAAGUACGACUGCCGCGACUCAAACUCCAGAAGCAACAGAAGGGACAUAUAUAUAAAUACAUAUAUAUACUGUACGUUGACGUGGAGCUGCUGUGUGGGAGGCCGUCAGAAACCUGCUGUUCAUCUGCAGAAACAAACGAAUAAAGGGAGGAAUAAAUGAAAGGAUGGACAGAAUGAGAACUGUUGGGUGACGGUUUCUCCUCCACAUUCCUCCCAGACUGCCUGAUUUCACCGUCAUCAUGUUAUAAUCUAUUAAACCGCCACGUCACAGUGUUCAUAGAGAAAGUGCCAAUGAUUAUUCCACUCAGUCGCCUUAGUUGUUCUGUUUUUUUACAAGAAAAAGUGAAGUGCUGCUUUGCAGGAUCAGUAUUUACUCUGGAGGAGGUUCGUUGUGUUUACAUUCGUAGAUGUCAGCUUUGGUCACGUCGUUAUUUAUGUGAUUUAUGUAACAGACUCGUGGUUUGAUGUGAGAUGUUUGCGGAGGUUCAGCUUUGAAGAAACGCUUCACAGAAUUUUAGAAAAUUCUAAAACUCUGUAGUUUAAUUUCAAGUACAGAUAUCAGAUUAAGUUUCUCUUCUAUAAACUCACAACAGCAGGAAGUGAACCCAAGGGUUAGCUCGUUUGGUUCUGAUUAAAGGCUCACUUUACGGUUUAUCUAGUUCGGUUCAGUUAGUGAUUAAAAUUUGAAGGUUAAAAAAUUAACACAGUCACAGGUAGAGGAGUUAGCUUCAGGUUAGCAUUACAGAAGGUACAACAACUGAUUCUGGUUAGCAAAUUAUUCAGUUUAGGUAAAAAACAUUUGUUUUGGGUUAGCUAACUGUUAUUUGAUGGUUCAUUUUAACAAACAAAAUGUUUUUAAGUUAGCUAACAAGGUACUUAAGCAUCUAACGCUAAUGCUAAUGCUAAUGCUCGAGCUUAGGGGCCAAACUGUUAGCUUCAGGUGUUAGCUUCAGGUUAGCUGCCACUGCAUUAAAAAAGCUAAACAAAUUGGUGAUUAGCAAAUUAUUCUGUUUCAAAUUUUAGUUUGUGUGUUAACAAACAGUUCAGUAGAAACUAAACCAGUUAGCUGACAGCACACUGUGACCCAGUUGGUUAAAGGUUCAGUUCAACACCUAAAUUAUAUUUUAGCUUUGAACUUUUGGUUUCAUAAGUGAAUCAUUAAAUUGUUCUUCAUUGAUAUUUAUUAAAUGAUGUAUAAUGUCAGUACCAACGCUGUCAGUCAGUGUACAAUCAGUGUCUAUAACUUCAUGAAUCCUUCUGCCCCUGUUAGUGUUCUUCAUCAAUAAAACGAUUAGAAGAGAAACAACGAGAUAAAACUAUUUAUUCACUUUCCCCCACAGCUGCUUUAUUGUCUCCUUCAAAAAUCAGGAAAGAAAGUUUUUUCAUUUCCUGUUUCCACAUCUGAUUUUAGCGUUUAUUUGUGGACGAGGACGAGGACAUUGUGAUGAUUUGAGAUUGAACAGUUAAUGUCCUCACAGCGAACCAGCCGCCUCUCUGUAGGUUUGAUAUGGACGAUAUGUUUGUUUGUUUUUUGUAAAUUAUGUGAUUAAAACUUGGAUUUUUUUGACACUUGA